Mycotypha africana is the source of this 1396-nucleotide messenger RNA. RefSeq lists its product as uncharacterized. The coding region runs from base 188 to 1072 and encodes 294 amino acids. The transcript is spliced from 3 exons. Lineage: Eukaryota; Fungi; Mucoromycota; Mucoromycetes; Mucorales; Mycotyphaceae. The record is from RefSeq and is a predicted model, not a curated record.
AAAUAACUCUGGCAUCACGGAUGCGUUAUGUCAGUGUAUUUUAAGCUUUGUAAAGCAAGACAAGGAGAUAGAAUCACGUCAGCCCCUAUCGGACACGUUAUUAGGCCUUUUGACAGAUACCAUUACCUUGUUGGAAGUCAACCUCAUCCAGAAACUCUCUUCUUGGUCGCCAAAGGAAAAAUUAAAAAUGGCAGUGAGAAUGGCUGAAUAUAUGGUGGAUCGAUUGAUACGAAACACGAUGCAACUCGAGGAAGAGAAAAGGUUACGGUCGAGUACGACGACUGUUCAUGGUGGUAGUAGUAGUAGUAGUAGUCAACGAAAGAAAACGUCGUGGGCCGCUCGACGCAAACGACAAGAGGAAUUGACAGAGCAAACCGACGUAUGGAGCAGUGUUGUCGAUCAAUACCUCUGUUCAGAGAGACUGUCCGCGAUGAACGGCGACCACGAUAACGAGGGUGUUUGCCGCCAAAUGUAUCUACGUUAUUGUAUCGUCAAAGCCAAACGAGCAGAAUGUCACUAUGCUAUUGAGGACGCGUACCAUUGGUAUGUUCAAGCCAUGUCAUGGAUGGACAAGUGGACGACACUUGCUCGAGGAGAGAUCCAUGGGCAAAGCAUGUAUGACGCAAAGAUGUGUCAAGAGGGUCUUGAGAAAAAGUUGGCGCUUCUUCAGGUGGUCCGUUUAUAUAGAGAGGCAGAAAAAAAGAUGAAAGAGGGCGAUGAGAAAGGGGCGAUUGAGGUGCUCGAAGAGGUGGUGGUACCGCUGCUAGAAGAAAAAGAACUAGGAGCGACAGACGAGACGCUUCAGAUGGUGAGCAUGCUCAGUGAAGCGUAUAAAAAGACGGGUCGUGUCAAGGAAGCGUGGAGGUGCAGCACGUUUGUGUUUUGUCAUUUAAUGCAGCAGUUGCUUUUGUACGGCAACCAGCCUCUUUCGAUCGAACAGCGGUUCAACAAAGAAAGGAACAAGGCGUUUUUCCAGUAUGUGAGCAAGAUCAAUGAUAGUUUGGAUACCUUUCUCCUGAUCCAGCAGCAAACAAAAGAAGCGCAAGGUAAAAAAGGUGUGUUUUUUUUAUGAAAGGAGGCAGUUUCGGAUGCUGACUUGUUUUUUUACGCGACAUGAUAGAUUAUUUGGAUGGAACGCAUCCAACGUUGUUUGCUCAGCUCGCGUGUUUGUUACGCAUGACGGUUUACUACUUGUUCCGCCAUCCUGAUUUUAUACCGUUGGUCAAUAAUUUUACUGAACCGGAUGUACCACAGCAUCGACCGUCGAAAACAAGCAAAGGCAACGUGUUUAACCAAGUGAUUGUCAAGGCGUGGGUGUGCCAGUCGUCUUUGGUGCAAACCAAAGUGCGACAACAGAUGCAGCAGCAGCAGCAGCAACAGGAUGUAGGAAUGCAUG